AUGGAAUCAUCCAAGGGUGUCUCGGAGGUGGCUGAGAUCAAAGACGUGCAGAUCAGGGGUAUGCUCUCCGGCGGCAAGACCAACACCGGAUCCGUUGCGUUCGGGGGGCCCGAGGGCUGGUUAUCGAUCAUGCAGGCACCCGAAGCCGCGGCCGUUUUUGCCGAUUUCCAGGUCGGCGCCAAUCCACUGGCCUGCACGGUUGAUGGGGCCAAACGGGACCGGGCCUGCUUCGGAGGCGACGUCUUCGUCAUGGGCCGCUUGCUGGCGUAUGCCACGGCCGACUUGGACGCCUGGAGGGGCUCCAUUAGACUGCUCACCCCAGAGCAUAGAGACAAGGGCCCGCCUCCGUCUUAUGCUUUCCACUCCCUCACGUAUGCUUUACUUUUGGUAGUCUCCAUCAAGGACUACUGGAUGCACGCGGGAGAACGGGAAGCGGUCGAGUCUUGCUUCCAGAAACUGGAGAAGCUAAUUCACUAUGCGGACAAGUUCACCAACGCGGCAGGCCUCAUCGAAGCACCUCCCCACCUGCAGAUGACCUGGUUCCCAAUGGGUGGCCCGGUAUUGGGUGUCUCCUCCGGCCUCAACGUUGCCUACUACGACGCCCUUCUAUCCACGGCCGCCAUGUCCGAAAACGAACUUUCCCGUUCCUGGUACUUGUUCAGAGCCAGCACGUUGAAACGCGCAAUGACCGAGCAACUCUGGAACGACGAGCUCGGUAUCCUCCAAAUGGGCGCGUCGCUGCCCGCAGACGGGUUCAGCCAGGAUGUCAACGCCUACGCGCUCACAAAGACCAUUACCUCCCCGCCGCUUUCCAAGACCUCGGUCACUGGGGCGGGUCUGGCGUCGCCAGUCCCUACGCAUCUGGGUUCGCCGUCGAAGCGCUCUUCGCCCGAGGUGAGGCCCGGCCCGCCGUGGAUCUGCUCCGGACAGUCUGGCAUCCCAUGUCCGCCUCGACGGGGCCCGACCUACUCCGGCGCGCACUGGGAAGCGAUGAAGCUCGACGGCUCGCCGCUGGUGCACGACGUCUCGCUGGCGCACGGGUGGGCCAUGUGGCCCGUCCAUCUCCUGCCCAGGGACAUUGGUGUCGAGCCUGUGUUGGCCGACCUGAGCUUUGUCGAAUGCUCCGUCGCCACGCCUGCGGGCGAGGUGCGCAUACCCUUGGUGCAGCAGGACGACAGGUCAAGCGGGACGCUCUCUGUGACCAUCCCGGCGCACUCCAGAGCCGUCGUCAAGCUGCCAAAUGGCUGGGCUUUGGAAGGGUCGCAGGAAAUAGCAGGAGACGGCCAGGCGGUGACACGUUCUUUCCACAAACUAUCAUGA
Messenger RNA from Verticillium dahliae VdLs.17, 1320 nucleotides. Its product is annotated as alpha-L-rhamnosidase. The transcript is spliced from 7 exons. The record is from RefSeq and is a predicted model, not a curated record. The coding region runs from base 1 to 1320 and encodes 439 amino acids. Gene Ontology annotation, biological process: carbohydrate metabolic process. Lineage: Eukaryota; Fungi; Ascomycota; Sordariomycetes; Glomerellales; Plectosphaerellaceae.